CCUCUUCCCCGGAGGCGGGGACCUUCGGCCAAGAUGGCGACCUACCUGCAGUGGCGGCGCUUCGUUUUCUUCGACAAGGAGCUGGUGAAGGAGCCACAGGGCAAUGAUGGGGCUGCUCCCGGGGCCGCGCCUGCCUCUGGACCCGCUGCUUCCAAGUUCCUUUGCCUCCCUCCUGGCAUCACAGUCUGCGACUCAGGCCGAGGGAGCCUAGUCUUUGGAGAUAUGGAAGGCCAGAUCUGGUUCUUGCCCCGCUCCCUACAGCUUACGGGUUUCCAAGCCUACAAACUACGGGUGACACACCUGUACCAACUGAAGCAGCACAAUAUUCUGGCCUCUGUUGGUGAGGAUGAAGAGGGCAUCAACCCCCUGGUAAAGAUCUGGAACCUGGAGAAGAGAGAUGGUGGCAAUCCACUCUGCACUCGAAUCUUCCCUGCCAUCCCGGGGACAGAACCGACUGUUGUAUCUUGUUUGACUGUCCAUGAAAAUCUCAACUUUAUGGCCAUUGGUUUCACAGAUGGCAGUGUUACACUGAACAAAGGGGACAUCACUCGGGACCGACAUAGCAAGACCCAGAUUUUGCACAAGGGCAGCUAUCCUGUUACUGGACUGGCCUUUCGCCAAGCGGGAAAGACCACUCACUUGUUUGUUGUGACAACUGAGAAUGUUCAGUCCUACAUAGUUUCUGGAAAGGACUAUCCUCGUGUGGAAUUGGACACCCAUGGUUGUGGCCUGCGCUGCUCAGCCCUCAGCGACCCUUCUCAGGACCUGCAGUUCAUAGUGGCAGGGGAUGAAUGUGUCUAUCUGUACCAGCCUGAUGAACGUGGGCCCUGCUUUGCCUUUGAGGGCCAUAAACUCAUCGCUCACUGGUUUAGAGGCUAUCUUGUCAUUGUCUCCCGUGACCGGAAGGUUUCUCCCAAGUCAGAGUUUACCAGCCGGGACUCCCAGAGCUCUGACAAACAGAUUCUCAACGUCUAUGACCUGUGCAACAAGUUCAUAGCCUAUAGCGCCGUCUUUGAGGAUGUAGUGGAUGUGCUUGCUGAGUGGGGCUCCCUGUACGUGCUGACGCGGGAUGGGCGGGUCCACGCACUGCAGGAGAAGGACACACAGACCAAACUGGAGAUGCUGUUUAAGAAGAACCUAUUUGAGAUGGCAAUUAACCUGGCCAAGAGCCAGCAUCUGGACAGCGAUGGGUUGGCCCAGAUCUUCAUGCAGUAUGGGGACCAUCUCUACAGCAAGGGCAACCAUGAUGGUGCUGUCCAGCAGUAUAUCCGAACCAUUGGAAAGUUGGAGCCAUCGUACGUGAUCCGCAAGUUCCUCGAUGCUCAGCGCAUCCAUAACCUGACAGCCUACCUGCAGACCCUACACCGGCAGUCCUUGGCCAACGCCGACCACACCACCCUGCUGCUUAACUGCUACACCAAGCUCAAGGACAGCUCGAAGCUGGAGGAGUUCAUCAAGGUGCAGGGUGGUGCUUUCAGAGGGUUCCUUGAGGGGCUUCACCAGGACUGCGGGGAGAGGGAAGAGCUGCCUGUAUUUAGGGACCAGAAUCCUCUGGUCUGUAGGCAAGGACGAGAAAUAGUCUUUUCUACAAAGAGUGAGAGUGAAGUCCACUUUGAUGUGGAGACAGCCAUCAAGGUCCUCCGGCAGGCUGGCUACUACUCUCACGCCCUCUAUUUGGCUGAGAACCAUGCUCAUCAUGAGUGGUACUUGAAGAUCCAGCUAGAGGACAUCAAGAAUUAUCAGGAAGCCCUCCGGUAUAUCGGCAAGCUGCCUUUUGAGCAGGCUGAGAGCAACAUGAAACGCUAUGGCAAGAUCCUCAUGCACCAUAUACCAGAGGAGACGACCCAGCUGCUGAAGGGACUCUGUACUGACUAUCGGCCUAGCCUUGAAGGCCGAGGUGAUAGGGAGGCUCCAGGCUGCAGGGCCAACUCGGAGGAGUUCAUCCCCAUCUUUGCCAACAACCCUCGAGAGCUGAAAGCGUUCCUAGAGCACAUGAGUGAGGUGCAGCCUGACUCCCCGCAGGGCAUCUAUGACACGCUGCUUGAGCUGCGACUCCAGAACUGGGCCCACGAGGAGGAUCCGCAGGUCAAAGAGAAGCUUCAUGCAGAGGCCAUCUCCCUACUGAAGAGUGGCCGCUUCUGUGAUGUCUUUGACAAGGCCCUGGUCCUCUGCCAGAUGCACGACUUCCAGGAUGGAGUCCUUUACCUCUAUGAGCAGGGCAAACUGUUCCAGCAGAUCAUGCACUACCACAUGCAGCACGAGCAGUACCGGCAGGUGGUGGCCGUGUGCGAGCGCCACGGGGAGCAGGAGCCCUCCCUGUGGGAGCAGGCGCUCAGCUACUUUGCCCGCAAGGAGGAGGACUGCAAGGAGUACGUGGCAGCUGUGCUCAAGCACAUCGAGAGCAAGAACCUCAUGCCGCCCCUUCUAGUGGUGCAGACCCUGGCCCAUAACUCCACGGCCACCCUGUCUGUCAUCCGGGACUACCUGGUCCAAAAACUGCAGAAACAGAGCCAGCAGAUCGCCCAGGAUGAGCUCCGGGUGCGGCGCUACCGAGAGGAGACCACCCGCAUCCGCCAGGAGAUCCAGGAGCUGAAGGCAAGUCCAAAGAUUUUCCAGAAGACCAAGUGCAGCAUUUGUAACAGUGCCUUGGAGCUGCCCUCAGUCCACUUUCUCUGCGGCCACUCCUUCCACCAACACUGCUUUGAGAGUUACUCGGAAAGUGACGCUGACUGCCCCACCUGCCUCCCUGAAAACCGCAAGGUCAUGGAUAUGAUCCGGGCCCAGGAACAGAAGCGAGAUCUCCACGAUCAGUUUCAGCAUCAGCUCAAGUGCUCCAACGACAGCUUCUCUGUGAUUGCUGACUACUUUGGCCGAGGUGUAUUCAACAAAUUGACUCUGCUAACCGACCCGCCCACAGCCCGACUGACUGCGAGCCUGGAGGCCGGGCUGCAGCGGGACUUGCUCAUGCACGCCAGGAGGGGCACUUAAGCGGCUAGUGGGAAGGGGUGUGAUGGUAGAGGCCCAGCAGCAGGGACACAGGGGUACAGAGACAGAGCUGUUGCAUAGGAGUCAGGGAGACCUGCCCAGGACCCCCCUCUCAUCUGAUGCCAUUGCCCUCAGGACUUAAGGGGACUUUCUUUUCCUGCCUCCUCCUUUGGCUGGCCAAUCCACCAUUCCUCCUGUUGCCUUUCUGAGCAGUGUAGAUCAUUCCAGACCAGUGGGGGAGGGUACCUCAGUAACCUCAGAGUCUGGACAAUAGCUGCUUUAUUCUCUAUCCAAGAGCACCAGGCUGUGCUUGGGUCCUGGCUCCCAGAGCCUAUAAAUAAAAGCAUAUAAUGAUUUCA
Messenger RNA from Bubalus bubalis (water buffalo), 3344 nucleotides. It is a transcript of the gene VPS11, whose product is annotated as VPS11 core subunit of CORVET and HOPS complexes. The record is from RefSeq and is a predicted model, not a curated record. The transcript is spliced from 16 exons. Gene Ontology annotation, molecular function: protein-macromolecule adaptor activity; protein binding. Gene Ontology annotation, cellular component: endosome; HOPS complex. Bases 34 to 2988 code for a protein of 984 amino acids. NCBI's taxonomy places the organism in Eukaryota, Metazoa, Chordata, Mammalia, Artiodactyla, Bovidae. Gene Ontology annotation, biological process: intracellular protein transport; vacuole organization; vesicle-mediated transport.